CUGGCCGCCAACCCGAGCCGCCAGCUGCGGUUUCAUGUUGCCUGCCGCCUGUGCCUGCACUUUGCUGCAAGCUCACCACCGUGAAUGUUUCCGCUCAUUGAUGGCCAAUGUCGGGGGGUUGGGAGGAAAUACCUUCGCGGCCCGGAGUAGCCACCGCUUCUCUUUUGUCUCGUAGCCAAGAAUGAGCAAAAGGCGAAAGCUUCAACUCUGACCUUUUCUUCUGGCGUGCGAUUGGCGUUGGAUGCCAUUGCGAUUGCCAUGGGAAAAUGGCCAGCGACCUCAAUGCAGGCACGGCCAACUCGGCCCUCGAUGAGCGCCGGGCUUUGGACCCGGACCCGAAAAAGAUCAACGAGAUCCCCAACAUCCUCCCGCACGAGCGCGUUUUCCCAAUCCAGAUCGGCUCCGAGCUGUUCAAACUGUCCGGCGCGUCAAUCUCGUCCGAUGCGCCCUCGUACUUCUCGCAGUACUUCAAGUGCCAGAUAAAACAGGCAGAAGACAAUGGCCUGGACAUCAGCAAUGCCAUCCGCACCUUGUAUAUCGAUCGCGACCCGGUCACAUUCAGGGACAUCUCCCUGCACCUCCAGGGAUACCAUAUCCAGCCGCGCGACGCGACGCACUUUGUGCGCCUGUUCGCUGAUGCUCAGUUCUACCAUCUCCCCAAGCUCGUGUCGCAGCUGUACGAGGAAUCCAUCUUCACCACCGUCGGCGGCCAGGAAUUCCGCGUGCCGCGCGACGUGUUCGCCUCGCCGGGCAACACGCCCAACUACUUCACCCUCGGCUUCGCCGCCUUCUUCACCCGCCCGGACGACCUCUUCCCGGGGCUCGACCGCGAGGGCCUGCUGCGGCCGCCCUCCAUCGUCCCGCCGUCCGUGCCCGGCCGCAGCGCCAGCACCUUCGCCGAGCUGCUGCACCUGCUGCGCGGCUACCCCGUCGCCAUCCGCAGCGAGGCCCACCGCGCCGAGCUGCUGCGCGACUGUCGCUACUUCAACUUCAAGGGCCUCGAGCAGCGCCUAAUCCCCCACGCCGUGUCCUUCAACCUCGCCCGCGGCCGCGACGAGAUCGUGCUGCGCCUGCGCGACAUCCUCAAGAGCGGCAUCUCCGUGGCCAGCGAGCCGACCGCGGCCGACCCGUUUGCCGGCUGGGUCAACUACGCGCGGCCGUACGUCGACGAGCGCGCCUACGAGCUCGUGCUGGAGAUCGGCGACGAGAGCACGCGCCUGCGCUUCCCGGCCGGGUUCGCGCCCGGCGCGGACGGCUCGGUGAACGCGCGGGCCGAGUUCUUUGGCGAGACGCGGACCCGCGUCGCCAAGAUGCUCGAGGUGAUCGCGACCAAGCUGAAUCUGCCGGCGCGGACUCAGCAGCCGGUGGGCUUCGCGGUGGCGCAGGCCGGCGUCACCACCGCGUCGCCUACACCCGGGUCGACGCCGCUUAGCGAGGACCUGGUCAAGGCCGUGCUGGACCCGGAGGCGAGUAUCGUGCUGGAUGGCAGGCCGUGGGCCCCCGCUGUUGGGGAGGACGAGUUCUUGUUUGGCACGCACAUGUCGGUGGGCGACACCACCUUUGUGUCCAGGAAGCGGAGAAGGGUGGACGGGCAGAGCGGCACGACGGAGGACUGGAUUGUUCGGACAGGCCAGUGGCGCUUGAGGAUUCAGGGCAGCAGAACCGGCAAGGCGGUGGUCGAGUGCUGCCUGGUGGCCGUCAAGCUGGAUGCGUACAGCUCGGAACAGGCACGGAACGCACAGCGGCCGUUUCUUAGCGGCUAGCGUGUCCGUCGGGUUGGCCCGAUCGCGAUUUGAAACAUGUCGAAGGCCUGUUUUUGUCAAUGAAUUGCUUGGUUGAUAUCCAAGGAACGGUCAACAUUCUUGAUCAAAGAC
This is a messenger RNA of Thermothielavioides terrestris NRRL 8126, 1874 nucleotides long. RefSeq lists its product as uncharacterized. The record is from RefSeq and is a predicted model, not a curated record. NCBI's taxonomy places the organism in Eukaryota, Fungi, Ascomycota, Sordariomycetes, Sordariales, Chaetomiaceae. The coding region runs from base 267 to 1763 and encodes 498 amino acids. The transcript is spliced from 3 exons.